This is a messenger RNA of Rhineura floridana, 2565 nucleotides long. It is a transcript of the gene OLIG3, whose product is annotated as oligodendrocyte transcription factor 3. Gene Ontology annotation, molecular function: protein dimerization activity. Lineage: Eukaryota; Metazoa; Chordata; Lepidosauria; Squamata; Rhineuridae. The transcript has a single exon. The coding region runs from base 118 to 933 and encodes 271 amino acids. The record is from RefSeq and is a predicted model, not a curated record.
UUCUUGGCAGAAGCGCGGAAGGUGGCCGCUUCUCGCUUGGUGGCCCUCCUGCCCUCCUCCUCUGCCUUUCCCGAGCAGGGAAGUCCUGUGCCGCCCUUCCCUUUCCCGGUUCCUACAAUGAAUUCUGACUCCAGCUCUGUCUCCAGCAGAGCUUCCUCGCCAGACAUGGAUGAGAUGUACCUAAGGGACCAUCACCACCAUCACCACCACCAUCACCACCACCACUCGGUCUCCUCCACCCAAAGCGAGGUGGGUCAGAAGAGCUCGGGCGAAGGCCUCUCGCGGAGCGGCUCCAAGGGCUCCUCGGGCGAAAGCAGCAAGUACAAGAUCAAGAAGCAGCUCUCCGAGCAGGACCUCCAGCAGCUCCGGCUGAAGAUCAACGGGCGCGAGCGCAAGCGGAUGCACGACCUCAACCUUGCCAUGGACGGGCUUCGGGAGGUGAUGCCCUACGCCCACGGGCCCUCGGUGAGGAAGCUCUCCAAGAUCGCCACCCUCCUGCUGGCCAGAAACUACAUCCUGAUGCUCACCAGCUCCUUGGAGGAGAUGAAGAGGCUGGUGGGGGAGAUCUACGGGGGGCACCACUCCGCCUUCCACUGUGGGACUGUGGGCCAUUCCGCCGGGCAUCCUGCCCACCCCUCCAGCGCCGUCCACCCGGUCCACCCCAUCCUAGGCAGCACCUUGUCGUCCGCCAACAGCUCCGCGCCGCUCUCGGCUUCGCUGCCCGGGAUCGGCGCCAUCCGCCCCCCGCACUCUUUGCUCAAGACUCCCUCCGCGCCUCCCGCCCUCCAGCUCGGCGGGGGCUUCCAGCACUGGGCCGGCUUGCCUUGCCCCUGUAGCAUCUGCCAGAUGCCCCCUCCGCCUCACCUCUCGGCUCUCACCACGACGGCCAGCUUGGCCAGGAUCUCGACAGAAGCCAAGGACUUACUCAAGUGAACUCGACUUCCCCACAAGAGCCCGGAGGGGACCUUGACCAAGUCGCGCGCAGGAGGGUCUGCCUGACAAGCUUCCCCCCCCCCUCGCUCGCCGGAAAGCCGGCUGGGUGACGGGCAGGAAGGACUCGCGAAGCUGAACCAGCCCAGAGGUCCCGUGGUGUCGUCGCAUGCAUGAUUCUCCUCCUCCUCUCCGCGCCAGUCUUUCCCCUUCUCUCUCUCUCCCUUCCCCCCGCCCUAUCUGAUCUUAUCCCCAAACUUCAUUUGUUGUAACGAGGGCGUCUAGUGUAGGGGGGGAGGGGACCUUGCAAAGCUAACGAUUUUAGUUGGAUUCUGAACGUUACGUUUUAUUUUUGCUAUUUUUAAAAAAAAUCCUGUCGGUUCGACGGGGCAGAAAAUAAGGAGGGGGAAGGGAAAGAGAAUGUAAAUAAGUGCUUUAAAACGGAGGAGGGAUACAUGGUCUCUCCCCGCCCUUAUUGUACUUGUUCACAGCUGCAGAAGCGAUCGCUUGCUUGGUUUGAUUGCGGCUCACACCCAUUUGCUAUUUAGAAGGGUGGAAGUGUUAUUCCCAAGGGACACUUGUCUGGAAGUUAGCUCGGUGUCAACAUCAGUGGGCAGCAUCCAGACAAACUGAAGGUUUCAAUCCUAUGCAUGCUUUCCUGGAAGUAAGCUCUUCUGACCACAGUAAGGUGUGGGACUUCUGAGAUUGCUCUGCAAGCGCACUGAAAAGAUGCAACCCUAGGCACACUUACUCGGGAGUAAGUCCCAGUCGGAGAAAAAACAGCCGCUUCAUUUAUUUCCAUAGGAGUUGGUGCAUGUUGUCUCGUUUAUUUUAAGGGGGGGAGAAUCUGGAAUAAAUCGGGGCUGAUUAACUUUGGUUGAAUCGAUUAGGUUCCCUGACACUUCCAAGUGACUGUCUUUUGGACGGAGGGACUUUAGGCAACGAACAGUCAGACCAGCAAACCAAGGCAUUUUCUGCUGGAAACACACCCCUGGAAAACAAUGGUAAGGUAGGGGUACCAAUUCGGCUAACUUGGUUUCGGUUCCACUUAUGAAUCGGACUGAAUGUUACUACCGUUGUAAACAUUCUGGUGGGACAGGUAGAUAUUCUUCUGAAUUUUCCGACGGGGCGUUGCUUCCCAAAGGAGCGAAUGCACGCUUGCUUCGAGCCUACGACGUUGUUAUUAGUCUCAUUAUCGUCAUUAUUAUGCCAACAUCAGGGCAGUUUUCCUUGUACCAAGGACUGAGGAGAGAAGUCUCGAUGUGCUAGCCCACCUGUUUUUGCACUCAGAAGGGAAGAAUCGUGAGAUGCUCCCACUCUGGACAAUGCAGCCUUGGGGCAUUUCCGGGGCUUGGGAACCCUCUCCCAUUACCUCCCAGCCAUCCAAGCUCCCCACCCGAGUAGAGCCAGCGCUUCCACUCCUCUGACUUAACCCCCGAAUCCUCCAAGGCCUCCCUCAAGUCAGUCUCUCUCUUCCCCCCCCCGUCCCUUUUGCAUGCAGGCUCGGCUUCCCCCUGACUCUCUUUGGAACUUUCCCGGCUCUCUCUCUGUUUCCGUUUCACCUUCUGGGCGCUCGCUUGACACUAUUUUGUUAAGGGCCUCACAGACAAGGACGCGUCUUUAUUUUUUAUAUAU